AUGAUAGAAGACGCGCUCCUUGCUGCUCUGCAGCAGUUUUUCUCGCCCGAGGGUCUUGGUGUUGUAAUUGCACUGGCCUUGAGUGCAAUCCUUGGAAGACUCACUAUUUUCGCACGAAAGGACGAGAAUGACAUAUCCAGUCUCCCUCUUGUCAACGGCAAGAAAUGGUGGCAGUUGACGGCCAAGGAGCAGCGAAAAACGUUCUGCAACCAUGCCAAGGAGAUUCUUGAUCAUGCCCUUCUCAAUGACAUGCACACCAGUCUGGAUGGUUUUGCUCCUUUUCGCCAAGGACAAACCCGUGACAGAAUCUUUCAUGAUGCUGUCAAGAUCAACCUCAUCCAGGAUAUUGCCAGACUCAAUAAUCCCUUCUCCGAGGAGGCAAGCCAUGCGCUGCAAAAGCACUUUACGAAUAAAGCAGAAUGGCACGAGAUCCCGCUCAAGAUUCUCGCUUUCAAGAUCGUCUCCCAACUGUCUUCCCGAGUCUUCCUCGGCGAAGAGCUCUGUCGCAAUGAUGACUGGCUUCAGGUCACGGUCGACUACACCAGGGACUCAAUGCAGGCCGCGCAAGACCUACGCUUAUGGCCCAAGUUCCUGCGUCCGCUUGCCUACUGGUAUCUGCCCCGGUGCCGAGCCAUCAGACAAGAGCUACAGAUGUCUUUCAACAUUGUCGAUCCGGUCCUCCAAAAUCGCCGCCGCGAGAAAGAGAAGCGGGUGAAAAAGGGUCUCGAACCCGUUCGCCACCUCGAUGCGAUGCAGUGGAUGGAGGACGCGGCCAACGGCCGUCCCUAUGACGCCACCGUUGCCCAGAUUAUGAUGGCCAUCGCCGCCAACUUUUCGGGGUCAGACUCGUUGAGCACGCUCAUGAUUUAUCUCUGCCAGGACCCCCAGCUGGUCGAGGACAUGCGCAAGGAGGUCAUUACCGUCUUGUCCGAGAACAAGUGGAGCAAGUCUACCCUUUACAAGCUGCGUCUUAUGGACAGUGUGCUUAAAGAGAGUCAGCGCAUGAAGCCCGCAGCCAUUGCUGUCAUGCGUCGUAUCGCGCUAAAGGACACAAAGUUACAUGACGGUACCAAGAUCCCCAAAGGCACUAAGCUCAUGGUAUCCACCUCGAAGUCUUGGGAUUCAGACAAGUACCCCAACCCAGAGAAGUUUGACGGCUACCGCUUCCUGCGCAUGCGUGAGGAGCAAGGGCUCGAGACGGCACAAUUCGUGUCGACGACACCCGAUGCCCUGGGCUUCGGCAUGGGCAAGCAUGCGUGCCCGGGCCGUUUCUUCGCCGCCAACGAGCUCAAGAUCGCCCUCAGCCACAUCCUUCUGAAGUACGACUUCAAGCUGGCUCCGGGCGCUCCCACGGAUCCUACGUUCCAGGCUUUGUACUGGUCGGCUAACGACAAUGCACGAAUUGUGAUUCGCCGCCGCAAGGAGGAGAUUGAGCUGUAG
Colletotrichum lupini is the source of this 1440-nucleotide messenger RNA. Its product is annotated as p450 monooxygenase. Bases 1 to 1440 code for a protein of 479 amino acids. Gene Ontology annotation, molecular function: oxidoreductase activity, acting on paired donors, with incorporation or reduction of molecular oxygen; monooxygenase activity; iron ion binding. The record is from RefSeq and is a predicted model, not a curated record. The transcript is spliced from 4 exons. Lineage: Eukaryota; Fungi; Ascomycota; Sordariomycetes; Glomerellales; Glomerellaceae.